AGACGCCAUCUUUGUCUUAUUCUAGCACCUUCCCAGGAACCAAACAUCGAGAGUCGUUUCGGAAAUAUUUAAUGUGUUCUGUUUACAGACCUGUCUUGGCAGUUCCAAGUCUUGUGACAACCCAGAGUCGCUCCGCUCCUUGGGUUUUGCAACGUUUACGAAGUCACUGGUACUUCCCUCGAGAAAGGCCGAGGUGUUGUGUGGCUAUGAGUAAAGUGGUGGCUGUAAACACAGAGGAAAACCAGGGUUGCGGCAAAAAGACUCCGGAGCUGUCGUUCAGCGCCGUUCCCCCCGAGAUGUUGGAAGAGUUUCUGUUUCAUGUGGCCAAGGAGAAUGAAAAUAACCUGCUGAACCUUUCUCAUCACGCUGGCUGUUUCAAAAAGACAACCUUAAUUGAAUUUGUUUUCCUUCUUUGUGAGCAACUGGGACUUCAUCAGGUUACAAGAUAUCAAGCUGUGGAGCUAUUGGAAAGGUUUAUGAUACAGUACAUUGAAAAACUGUAUUCAUCUACAUGUGCAGGAUCUGAGAAAAAUGCAGAAAAACUUGAUUGGGAACAAUUGCAGGAUAGAAUCCAAGAGCAUUUUGUACUACGGAUCAUGUCGUGUGUUCAAAUAGCAAGCAAAAUCUCAUUCCACUACCAGAUUGUUAAUAUUAGCAUGGCCUUGAAGUUUCUCCAGUCACUCGGUUACUCAUAUAAGAAGGAAGACUUUCUGGAUUCAGAACUACUUGUGCUUGAAACUUUGAAUUUUCAAGUCAACGUCCCUUCCCCUUUCACUCACACUGAAAUACUAUUAGAAGUCAUGGGGUACAAUGAUCCAUCAGUUCCAGUUAAGUAUCUACACUGUAUUUCCCUAAAGGUGCUUAAAUUUGUUUACCUCAUGAGAAACACCAUCUAUGAAAAUUUACUAAAAAUUGCAAUUGAAAAUGCUAUACCUAGUGAACUUCAAAGAGCAAAGUUUUUGACUGUAAAGGAAGAUUGCAUGCUUCUAGCUGUUGGGGUCAUUGGAACAAGUGCAUUCAUACUGAACUACACACCAUGGUUCAAGGUUGUGCAGCAGCUGGCUUCAAUUAGUGGUGUAACACAAGAAAGCAUCUACAAGAUGCCACGAGGCAACAUGGAUCUAGUCAGAAACAAAUGUGCAAGAACAAGCCAAUUGACUUGGCCUCGGGUCUUCCUUCCCUGCUUGUGAUGAAGUUCAAAGUUCCAUCUCUAUACAUGAUAUAUCAUUUUGCAUCAAAGCACAUGAAACACAAAUUCAGUCCAUCAGCAUGGCAAAAUCAAUAUAGUAGUUGCCAUUUGAAAGUGGAAAGAAGAGUUAUAACUUGAUUUAGUAUUUAUAAAGUUAAACUACAUGUACUGACCGAGCAGGAGGAAUAUAUUUUCGGGAAACGCCAUCUGGCUUAUUUUCUGUGCAACCUUCCUGAAAAAUAAAGCAUCUUAAAUGAAGUCAAAAUGAAGACCAACUGAUAUAUCAGAGAUAAUGGGAACUGCAGAUGCUGGAGAAUCCGAGAUAACACAAUAUAGAGCUGGAUGAACACAGCAGGCCAGGCAGCAUCUUAGGAGCAUAAAAGCUGAUGUUUCGAGCUGAGACCCUUCAUCAGAAAAGGGGGAGGGGGAAGAGGGUUCUGAUGUAUGUUUUGUGCAACAACUUAGUUGUGAAACUAUAACACCCA
Messenger RNA from Stegostoma tigrinum, 1674 nucleotides. RefSeq names its product cyclin N-terminal domain containing 1 (gene cntd1). Lineage: Eukaryota; Metazoa; Chordata; Chondrichthyes; Orectolobiformes; Stegostomatidae. The transcript has 8 exons. The record is from RefSeq and is a predicted model, not a curated record. Gene Ontology annotation, biological process: reciprocal meiotic recombination. Bases 72 to 1190 code for a protein of 372 amino acids. Gene Ontology annotation, cellular component: site of double-strand break.